Messenger RNA from Dovyalis caffra, 1068 nucleotides. NCBI's taxonomy places the organism in Eukaryota, Viridiplantae, Streptophyta, Magnoliopsida, Malpighiales, Salicaceae. The record is from the annotation of a GenBank genome assembly.
AUGCCCACGUUUAAUGGGGUAGAAACUCCCAAUGGAGGCUCACCGGACGGCCCAGAUCAAUCCAAAAUUUGUCCUCCUCCUCGUCGAGAUUCCCGUGACCUCCCAUCUUUAAUGUUGCCUUCUUGUUAUCCUAUUACUCUCAAGUUUAUGGAAGUGGGGUAUAGAGUGAAAUAUGGGAACAAGAACAAAGGCAGCAAUAUCAAGAGGAUUUUAGGCCAUGGCCCAACAAGUUCUGAUCAAAUUCAAGAACGUACAAUCUUGAAUGAGAUAACUGGCUUGGCAUCCCCAGGGGAAAUCCUGGCCAUUCUUGGUCCUUCGGGGAGUGGAAAAUCAACGCUUCUCAAUGCACUUGCAGGGAGAAUCCAAACAAACGGUUUCACAGGAACGAUCCUCACAAACAACAAAAAACCAACAAAACAGAUAAUGAAAAGAACCGGUUUUGUUACUCAAGAUGAUCUUCUCUAUCCCCAUCUUACGGUCCGUGAAACCCUAGUCUUUUGUUCUUUACUUCGCUUACCAAAAUCACUAUCAAAACAAGAAAAGACAACCGUAGCUGAGUCAGUCAUAUCCGAGUUGGGGCUAACGAAAUGUGAAAAUACAAUAAUUGGAAACAGUUUCAUACGUGGGGUUUCUGGUGGUGAAAGAAAGAGAGUGAGUAUAGCUCAUGAGAUGUUGAUAAACCCUAGUUUGCUCAUUCUUGAUGAACCCACGUCAGGUUUGGACGCAACUGCGGCUUACAGGCUGGUUUUGACAUUAGGAUCACUUGCACAAAAGGGAAAGACUAUAGUUACAUCCAUGCAUCAACCUUCAAGUCGAGUUUACCAGAUGUUUGACUCAGUUCUGGUGUUAAGUGAAGGAAGGUGUUUGUAUUUUGGCAAAGGAGGUGAAGCUAUGGCUUAUUUCGAAUCGGUUGGGUACUCACCAUCUUUCCCCAUGAAUCCUGCUGAUUUUCUCCUUGAUCUCGCUAACGAGUCAAAAGAUGAGAUGACUGUGGAACUUGAUGGUGAUGGCAAAAGAGUCAGGUCAGGGGGGUCCAUUACGAAGAAGACAACAUCAUGUGGCAUGUAG